Arabidopsis lyrata subsp. lyrata is the source of this 2071-nucleotide messenger RNA. RefSeq lists its product as uncharacterized. The transcript has 6 exons. The record is from RefSeq and is a predicted model, not a curated record. Lineage: Eukaryota; Viridiplantae; Streptophyta; Magnoliopsida; Brassicales; Brassicaceae. Gene Ontology annotation, molecular function: ubiquitin-protein transferase activity. Bases 404 to 1690 code for a protein of 428 amino acids.
AGCUUUGGGGAAGCAAGCAGCUGAUGGGGUAAAGUAGACAAAUCCGUCAGAAUAAAUCUGAACCGUCCAUUCUAGUCUUUGGACAGCGGUCAUUUUCUUCUUCCCCGUAACCCAAUCUUUCUCACACAAAACAUAACGCUACCGAGAAAAAAACUCUAUAAAAUCAAAAGAGCGAUUUUUUUUCCUGGGUCUCUCUCUCUGGUGGUGACGAUCGAAGAGAGUUCACGGAUUCAUAGAAGGAUUAAAUAAAUCAUUCUGGUAAUUUAAUCGAAUCCAAUCGAAGCGUAAGGAAUUCGGGAGAGUGAUUUUUGGGUUCGAAUUUUUGUGGUUGAUUCAUAAGAAAGCAAAAAAAAAAAAAAAGAAGGGUUUUGAGAUUUGGGUUGUUUUGAUUUCGAUUUUGGUUAUGGGUUUAGGUAAUAAGGGUAACAAAUUCAAUUUCGGUGAUAAUGAUCUCGCCGACGAAGGUAGUGCUGCCGAUGGCGAUUCUCGCGACGAAGGUGAUGGUUUUGGUUCUGUUGCGUGUUCCAUUUGUCUCGAGACGGUUGUUAAAAACGGCGAUCGAGCUUGGGCUAAUCUUCAAUGUGACCAUCAGUUCCAUCUUGAUUGUAUUGGUUCUGCUUUCAAUGCAAAGGGAGUGAUGCAAUGCCCCAACUGUCGGAAAGUAGAAAAAGGCCAGUGGCUUUAUGCAAAUGGUUGCCGUACAUAUCCUGAAUUCAGUGUUGAGGAUUGGGUUCACGAAGAAGAUAUUUAUGAUAUUGGAGCAUACUCUGAAUUGUCUUUUGGAGUUCACUGGUGCCCAUUUGGAAGCUCAGCCCGUCUUCCUUCUUUCGAGGAUGGAGAAUUUUCGCCGGGUUCAUAUCACGAUCUUUUGGGACAGCAAGGUUACUAUACUGAACCAGCAGCGCCAACUGCAGGUCAUCCAUGUCCAUAUGUAACCUAUUUUGGCCCGGUUCAUUCGUCUUCCUCAAGCAGUGGUGGUGCUGCAGGCGUUUCAGACAGUUCUAGUUUCAGUAGUCACUGGAACACUGGCUCUUCGGUUUCUGGUGAAGUCCCAACUCCAUAUGGUUUCCCUGUGGAUCCGCACUAUCACGGCUGGGAUUAUCACCCGCCUCCACCCCCACCGCCACAGCAUUUCUCUGCUUCUGGCCCUCAUGUGGGUAGUCCUACUCAGCCCACACCUCCACCAGCUGCUGCGAGGACUUCUCGAACUAACGGUUCAGAUGUGAUCAGACCCAGACCGCCACAUUUCACGCGUCCAUUUCAUGGUCACAGUUCCAGUGGUAGAGCGGGUAGCUCGGUGGCAUCUGUUCCGAGGACACCACCAUUUCCAGGAAGCAACGCUCGGACCCGAGACAGAAUGCAGGCUCUUCAAGCGUAUUACCAACAGUCUUCUGCACAGUCACACCAGCCGGAUUCGCCUAUAGUCUCUCGAGGACCUGUAUUCCCGUCUGGCCGGAGGCCCGCUAGAGGAAUAGCUUCCGGGAUGGGAUCAACAUCAUCUUCUUCGGAUCAGGCAGGCGGGAGUGGUUUUAUCCGGUUUAACAUAUGGGAGAGAGAUCCUUAUAUGCAAUCACAACAAGCCUACUCGAUUAAUCAGAUGGACAGAGAACCAAACAUUUGGACAUCUUCAUUUAACGAAGGAUCAGGAAGCUUCCAUCAGAGGCACGGGGGCGGAGGAGGAUCAUCGUAAGAACUGAGUCAGUACCCGUCGAGAUUCUCACCGGUCGGGCAAUUCUCAUGAUGGACACAAAUCAAAAAAAGAAAAAAAAAAAAAAACAUUGGGAAUUUGAUAUUUGAGAAAACCUGAAAACUGCAUGCUCAAGUUAUGUGAUGAAUUGAUAAUCUAAAAACACAAAAUGGUAUGUAAUGGUUUGGAGAGAGACUGCCUCCCCCGCGUUGGUGGUGUGACUGUGCGGUUCGAGGUCUGGUUUGAAUCGGGGGAGCGAAAGAGGUCGUUGGGUAUUUGUUUUUUAAUGUGGCGACAAUGGGUAUCAAAGUGAUGAAGUACCCUAAUGAAACUUUUUUCCUAUCUGGUUUUGUUAAAUUCUAAAAUGUUGAGUUUUCUCCUUCU